GUGCAAAGGGCAAAGUUUCCCCUGUUGCGUGAGCAGAGCCUUCCUGCAGCAGCAGCAGAGAAAACACAUUCCUGCUGGACGACAGAGACAGAAACAUUAAAGCUCCUUUCACUCAGGCUCAGAGGAGAUGGCUGAGAGGAAAGCCGUCUUGUUCAACUUCUGGGGAGUUGCUGUCUCUUCCAGCCCUCGUGAUGUUUUCCGCAGGUUGGAGGAGUUGCAUCACCUGCCUGGUGGUUUUCUGUCCGCCGUGGCGUCCCGAAGGGACAGCGCCAUGAGCCGGGCGGAGAGAGGUGAGGUGACCCUGUCUCAGAUGAUCGCAGCCUUUGAGGCGGAGUGUGUGAAGGAGGCCCAGGUCAGGGGUGUGACUCUGCCGUCCGAUUGGUCAGUCAGAGGCCUGCUGGAGGAGCUCAGGGAGGCGAUGAUGGACGUCCAACCAGCCGUGCUGAAGGCAGCCGCCGGUCUGCGUCACCGUGGGUUACUGACGGCCGUGCUGGCCAAUCACUGGCUAGAUGACAGCGCGGCUGGAGACGGUCCAGCCCGCCUUCUGUCUCUGCUGGGCGGCCAUUUUGACCAGGUCCUCCAGUCCUGCCGCUCGGGUCACAGGGUCCCCGAGUCCUCCGCGUUCAGCUCUGCUCUGCGGCACCUGGGAGUGACAUCGCAGCAGGCUCUGUGGUUGGACGCAGAUGAGGAAGGUGUGAAGGCAGCAGAGGGAGCGGGGAUGAAGGCCGUCUUGGUGGAAAAUCUGGCCGACGCUCUGGACAAACUGGCCGACUUCACUGGAGUUCAGGCUGCUGGAGCAGAGAGUCCUCCGCCCUCCUGCAGCCCAGAUGAAGUGUCUCAUGGUUACGUCACCAUCAGGCCUGGUGUGAGGACUCAUUAUGUUGAAAUGGGCUCAGGUCCACCAGUUCUGCUGUGUCACGGCUUCCCUGAGAGCUGGUACUCCUGGAGGUACCAGAUCCCGGCCGUGGCAGCAGCAGGGUUCAGGGUGUUGGCUCUGGACAUGAAGGGGUACGGAGAGUCCACAGCGCCCCCAGACACAGAGGAAUAUUCUCAGGAGCAGCUCUGCCAGGAUUUAAUCACAUUUCUGGACAAAAUGGCGAUACCUCAGGUCACCCUGGUGGGUCACGACUGGGGCGGCGUUCUGGUGUGGACCAUGGCUCAGUAUCAUCCUGAGAGAGUCAGCGCUGCGGCGUCUCUGAACACUCCUCUGUUCCCCGCCGAUCCUUCUGUAACUCCUGCAGAGAGACUGAAGGCUGAACCCAGAUUUGACUACCAGCUCUACUUCCAGAAACCUGGCGCGGCGGAGGCCGAGCUGGAGAAAGACUUGGAGAGGACCUUUAAGAUUUUCUUUUUCAGCAGCGGUGAAGCGGCGAAGCGUCCUGCCGUCAGCACCGCAGGAGUCUGCGCUCGAGGUGGUCUGUUUGUGGGUCUGCCGGAGCAGAUUCCCCGGAGCUCCGUGCUGACGGAGGCCGACCUGCAGUACUACGUCAGCCAGUACAGAGAGCGAGGCUUCAGGAGACCGUUGAACUGGUAUCGUAACGGGGAGGCGAACUGGAGGUGGAUGUGUUCUCGUCCCACUGCAAAGCUGCUGAUGCCUGCUCUGAUGGUGACGGCAGGUAAAGACCAGGUUCUGCUGCCGGCCUUCUCCAAAGGGAUGGAGGACUUGAUCCCGAACCUGAGCAGAGGACACAUCGAGGAGUGUGGACACUGGACUCAGAUGGAAAGGCCAGCGGAGACAAACAGCAUCCUGAUAUCAUGGCUUAGAGAGACGCACAAGAAGGCUGGAGGCGUUAAAGUGGCCCCCAAACUGUGAGGGGGGGGGGAGGAAGGGA
This is a messenger RNA of Micropterus salmoides (largemouth bass), 1832 nucleotides long. Its product is annotated as bifunctional epoxide hydrolase 2-like. Gene Ontology annotation, biological process: phospholipid dephosphorylation; cholesterol homeostasis. Gene Ontology annotation, molecular function: lipid phosphatase activity; magnesium ion binding. The record is from RefSeq and is a predicted model, not a curated record. Bases 128 to 1813 code for a protein of 561 amino acids. Lineage: Eukaryota; Metazoa; Chordata; Actinopteri; Centrarchiformes; Centrarchidae. The transcript has 18 exons. Gene Ontology annotation, cellular component: peroxisome.